This is a messenger RNA of Oncorhynchus masou masou (cherry salmon), 5368 nucleotides long. Its product is annotated as neurotrypsin-like. Lineage: Eukaryota; Metazoa; Chordata; Actinopteri; Salmoniformes; Salmonidae. Gene Ontology annotation, molecular function: serine-type endopeptidase activity. Bases 91 to 2973 code for a protein of 960 amino acids. The transcript is spliced from 14 exons. Gene Ontology annotation, cellular component: membrane. The record is from RefSeq and is a predicted model, not a curated record. Gene Ontology annotation, biological process: proteolysis.
GAGAGAGAGAGAGAGAGAGCAAAUGAGCCAGAGACAGAGCUCUCUUAGCAUCCGCUGUCGAGUCCGUUCGCGGCAGAGAAUAGCGGUCUUAUGGGACAGAGAUGGGAGAGGUGUGCCGUUUCUUUAUCAGCCUAUGACACUGACACAGCGGCCAGGAUGGAUCUAACCACCCGGAAAAUGAUGCUUCUGAUCGGUCUCAGCUGCCUCUGGCUCCAAGUGCUUUCAGAGGUGGUAGCUGAUGACAGUUAUUUAAACGAGGUGCAAAACACAGCCCCUCUCUCCUGUUCGGAGGGUUUUACAGAGCUGGGUUACUAUAAUGGCUCUGUGUCUCAGACGGACUCUGGCGCUCUCUGCCUGCGGUGGACAGAGUUUCCAGACUACGUGCUGCAGUACCCUGGCCGAGGCCUUGGGGAGCACAGCUACUGCCGUAACCCUGACAGAGAGUCCAACCCCUGGUGCUUCUUCAGGCAGACCUCUGGGGCCAUCGGCUGGUCUUACUGCGACUGCCACCAGGGUGCAGCUCGGCUGGUAGGCGGGACAUCGUCAGGAAGUGGACGUGUGGAGGUGUACCUGAAUGGCCAGUGGGGGGCAGUGUGUGACUCUCAUUGGACAGACAGAGAUGCCAGUGUGAUCUGCAGACAGCUGGGACUGGGUGAGAUCGGCACAGCGUUGCAGCACUCCCGGUUUGGCUCGGGCUCCGGUCUCUUCCACUAUGAGCGGCUGGGUUGCCGUGGUGAUGAGAGCUCCAUCAGCCAAUGCCGGAGCAGGACAUUUGUUACCGGGGAUUGUAGCCAUGGAAACGAGGCAGGAGUGGUGUGUGCUCCACCAGAAGGCAGUGGUCCUCCUCUACGAUUGGUUGGAGGAGAGGAAGACUUUGAGGGGCGUGUUGAAGUGUUCCAUGGCGGUAGGUGGGGCUCUGUCUGCGAUGACCAAUGGGACGACAGAGAUGCAGAGGUGGUCUGUCGACAGCUGGGCUUUGGGGGUGUGGCGAAAGCCUGGUCAUGGGCCCACUUCGGACAGGGCUCAGGUCCCAUUCAAUUGGAUGCCGUAAGGUGUACAGGAAAUGAACUCUUCUUGGACCAGUGUCUUCAUGGAGACUGGGAACAACACAACUGUGACCAUAUGGAAGAUGCUGGGGUGUCCUGCAGCCCCUACACAGACGGUGUGGUCCGGUUGGUAGGAGGAGACAGUCUUUGGGAGGGUCGUGUGGAGGUGUUCCACUCUGGGGACUGGGGUACGGUGUGCGACGACCACUGGACUCAACAACACGCACAGGUGGUCUGUCGACAGCUCGGAUACAGGGGCCAUGCUGACGUCAUGGCUGACAGAACGUUUGGCGAGGGUUCCGGGCUCAUCCUAUUGGACGACGUUCGUUGUGAGGGGACGGAGUCAUCCCUGCUGGACUGUCACCAUGGCAUAUGGGGCCGUAGCGACUGUUCCCAUGGAGAGGACGUGGGCGUCCGUUGCAGAGCCGGAGCUAAAGAAGAAGAGACCAAUGAGGUCCCGGCUGUUGCACCUGCCACAGGUCCCCUGGUGCGUCUGGUAGGGGGUGGUAGCCAUAAGGAAGGUCGUGUGGAAGUGUAUCUCCAUGGAGACUGGGGAAGUAUCUGUGACUCAGGCUGGAGCAACCUGAACGCCGCCGUGGUCUGCAGACAGCUGGGCCACAGUGGUCAUGCGGUAGUGGUGGGUGGGUUCGGUCGGGGAAAGGGUCCCGUCCACCUGGACCAGGUGAGGUGUAGGGGGAAGGAGGACUUCCUGGGGGAGUGUCCAUCUCUGGGCCGGAGCCCUGAGGGCUGCAGACAGAGAGAGGAUGCAGCGGUGAGCUGUGACCCCGCCCCCCAGGCAACAGAGGGCCAAGUCAGGCCAAGUGAGCGCACCUGUGGAGUGAGGAAGGUUGUGGAGGAAGGGAACGAGAGGAAGAGUGGAGUGGGAGGAGGAGGAGAGAAUAUACUCGGCGCGUCGUGGCCGUGGCAGGUGUCAGUGUGGUUGGGUUCUGAGGGGAAAGAUGGCCAUCCUAUUUGCAGCGGAACUCUGAUCUCUCCCUGCUGGGCCCUCGCCUCCGCUCACUGCUUCACCAGGUUUGGUAUUGACCCGUCCCACUACGUUGUGCGCGUGGGGGGUUCUGACCGAACUCUGACCCUGGAGAAAGUGGUGGUCCACAGGAAGUUCAGGUCAGAUCAGGGCCCUGGGGGUCAUGACCUGGCCCUGCUGAGGGUGCCCAGCCCCAAGGGUCACUGUUUGACUUUUGACCCCGACACCAAUGCUGCCUGCCUCCCCAUCCCGGAAACUGCGAGUGGCAAGACCCCCUCUUCCUGCAUCGCUGCGGUUACCGCAGGCUGGGACGGCCCAGAUGCUGUGCUACAGUCCUGGGUACCCCUCCUGUCAUCAUGGCAGUGUAAGAAGCGUUAUGGGGAUGGUUACUCUUCCCACGGCACGCUAUGUGCCGGCAGCCCCCCUGACACACGCCGUCUCCACAAGAACAACGGUUGCCAAGGCAACUGGGGUGGCGGGCUGGUGUGCCAGGGAGAUGAGGGGCGGUGGGUGUUGACCGGGAUUGUCUCCGGGGGUUACGGUUGCAGCGACCCCUCAACCCCGGCACUCUACACACGGGUCGGCCGGUUCCGGCGCUGGAUCGAGGAGGUCACACAGCGGGAGCGGAACACACACAGUCAGGAGCACGAGGAGCUCACACACACGGAGGACCGGAGCAUACUCGCAUACGUUUAUGACAAGCUGCAACACACACACUCCCAAGAGCAGAGCACACACACUGAUGAUCAAUUCAUACAUACACAGCACAACAAUAUUCAUACACACGAUCACAAUGAGCAUAAACACACUCACACUCACAAUCUGCAAAGCAACACUCGCAAUGAGCUCAAACACACACACAAUCAGCAUGCACAUACACACACUCACGAUAAACACUCCCAGACCCGCGAAGCUGUCACUCACACACCCGCCCUGGUCUGAUCGAUGACACGCCAUUGGCUCACCGGCCGUGCCAUGUGACUUUCCGAGGAAGAGGAGGAAGAAUGGAUGAUAAAGGAGGAAGAGGAGGAGGACAUGUUGGAAAAGAAGGAGGGGGAGAAAGAGGAAAAGACAUCAGAGAUCCUCCUCUCCCUCUGCCUCCUGACCCAGACGAUGUAAACCUCUAAUAUUCAUGUCAACUCUGUCUGAUUAUCAUCAUAACUUAGCUGUGGUGUGUGUGUUACGCUAGCUGUGGGGUGUGUAUGUUACGCUAUCUCUGGUGUGUUUGUGUAACGCCAGCUGUGAUGUGUGUGUGUUACACUAGCUGUGGGGUGUGUGUGUGUUACGCUAGCUGUUUGGUGUGUGUGUUACGCUAGCUGCGGGGUGUGUGUGUAGCGCUAGCUGUGGGUUGUGUGUGUAACGCUAGCUGUGGUGUGUGUGUGUGUUACUCCAGCUGUGGGGUGUGUGUUACGCUAGCUGUGGAGUGUGUGUGUUACGCUAGCUAUGGGUUUUGUGUGUGUUACGCUAGCUGUGGGUUGUGUGUGUGUUAUGCUAGCUGUGGUGUGUGUGUGUUAUGCUAGCUGUGGAGUGUGUGUGUGUUUGUGUGAGUGUAACGCUAGCUGUGGGGUGUGUGUGUUACUCUAGCUGUUACUCUAGCUGUGGUGCGUGUGUGUUUGUGUGUGUGUUACGCUAGCUGUGGGGUGUAUGUUACACUAGCUGUGGUGUGUGUGUGUUACGCUAGCUAUGGGGUGUUUGUGUUACGCUAGCUGUGGGGUGUGUGUUACGCUAGCUGUGGGUUGUGUAUGUGUUACACUAGCUGUGGGGUGUGUGUGUGUUACACUAGCUGUGUGUGUGUUAUGCUAGCUGUGGUUUGUGUGUGUGUUCCGCUAGCUGUGGGGUGUGUGUGUUUGUGUGAGUGUUAUGCUAGCUGUGGGGUGUGUGUGUUAUGCUAGCUGUGGUGUGUGUAUGUUAAGCUGGCUGUGUGGUGUGUGUCACGUUAGCUCUGGGUUUUGUGUGUGUUACGUUAGCUGUGGGGUGUGUGUGUUGUGCUAGCUGUGGGAUGUGUGUGUGUUACGCUAGCUGUGGGGUGUGUGUGUGUUACGCUAGCUGUGGAGUGUGUGUAUGUUAAGCUAGCUGUGGGGUGUGUGUGUUACGCUAGCUGUGUGGUGUUUGUGUGUUAUGCUAGCUGUGUGGUGUGUGUGUUACGCUAGCUGUGUGGUGUUUGUUUGUUACGCUAGCUGUGGUGUGUGUGUGUGUUACGCUUGCUUUCGGGGUGUGUAUUUAACACUAGCUGUGGUGUGUGUGUGUUAUGCUAGUUGUGGGGUGUGUGUGUUUAUGUGAGUGUUACGCUAGCUGUGGGGUGUGUGUGUGUUACUCUAGCUGUGGUGUGUGUGUGUUAUGCUAGCUGUGGUGUGUGUGUGUUUUGCUAGCUGUUUGGUGUGAGUAUGUUAAGCUGACUGUGGGGUGUGUGUAUUACGCUAGCUGUGGGGUGUGUAUGUUAUGCUAGCUGUGGGGUGUGUGUGUUAUGCUAGCUGUGGGUUUUGUGUGUGUAUUACCCUAGCUGUGGGUUGUGUGUGUGUUACGCUAGCUGUGGGGUGGGUGUGUGUGUGUGUUAUGUUAGCUGUGGGGUGUGUGUGUGAUAUGCUAGCUGUGUGUGUGUGUGUUACACUAGCUGUGGGGUGUGUUUGUUACACUCGCUGUGGUGUGAGUGUGUGUGUUACGUUAGCUGUGGGUGUGUGUUAUGUUAACUGUGGGGUGUGUUACGCUAGCUGUGAGGUUUGUGUGUUACACUAGCUGUGGUUUGUGUGUGUUAAGCUAGCUGUGAUGUGGGUGUGUGUGUUAUGUUAGCUCUGGGUUGUGUGUGUGUUACGCUAGCUGUGGGGUGUGUGUAUUACGCUAGCUGUGGGGUGUGUAUGUUAUGCUAGCUGUGGGGUGUGUGUGUUAUGCUAGCUGUGGGUUGUGUGUGUGUAUUACCCUAGCUGUGGGUUGUGUGUGUGUUACGCUAGCUGUGGGGUGGGUGUGUGUGUGUGUUAUGUUAGCUGUGGGGUGUGUGUGUGAUAUGCUAGCUGUGUGUGUGUGUGUUACACUAGCUGUGGGGUGUGUUUGUUACACUCGCUGUGGUGUGAGUGUGUGUGUUACGUUAGCUGUGGGGUGUGUGUUAUGUUAACUGUGGGGUGUGUUACGCUAGCUGUGGGGUGUGUGUGUGUUACACUAGCUGUGGUUUGUGUGUGUUAAGCUAGCUGUGGGGUGUGUGUGUUAAGCUAGCUGUGGGGUGUGUGUGUUAAGCUAGCUGUGGGGUGUGUUUGUUAUGCUAGCUGUGGUGUGGGUGUGUGUGUUAUGUUAGCUGUGGGGUGUGUGUGUGAUAUGCUAGCUGUGGGGGUGUGUGUGUUACACGAGC